Molecule: messenger RNA, 2148 nt
Organism: Euleptes europaea (tarantolino)
Lineage: Eukaryota; Metazoa; Chordata; Lepidosauria; Squamata; Sphaerodactylidae
Gene: SHCBP1
Product: SHC binding and spindle associated 1
Exons: 13
Coding region: 1-2148 (715 amino acids)
Biological process (GO): fibroblast growth factor receptor signaling pathway
Source: RefSeq, a predicted model, not a curated record
AUGGAGCAGGAGCCCGGGUUAGCGGUGCCGCCCCGGGGGGAGGCCGAGGCCGAGGCGGCGGAAGCCCUCGCAGCACCCCCGGAGGAGGCGGAUGGGGGCCGUCCGGAGGAAGAGCUGGAGGCGGAGGAGGGGAAAGAAGGGGGAGAGGGGUGGGAAGGGGAGCCCCCCCAGCCUGCGCUGGGCGUCGGGGGCUCUGAGCGCCGGGAAGAUGCAGACGCCAUGAGCCUAGACGAAGGCAGUGAAAGUGCGGACAGUGGCGGAGGCAGCUACAGCGAUUAUGGGGAUUGUGACAAGCCGGGAACAGCCCUGCAGCGGCUGGUGCCAGAAGGGAACGUGCUUUUCCCAGACACCUUCCAGACAAACAACAUCCUGUUCUAUGAGCGAUUCAAGGCCUACCAAGACUACAUGUUGGCGGACUGUAAAGCCUCGGAGGUUAAAGAGUUCACAGCGGAGUACUUGGAAAAGGUCCUUGAGCCAUCCGGGUGGCAGGCGGUCUGGCGCACCAAUGUGUUUGAGGUUCUGGUCGAGGUUGUUGAUGUGGAGUACUCUGCUCAGAAGGCCGUGGUGCAACUCAGCAACCCUUUCUUGUGCGAGACCGAAGGGGGCACCUUCACUUUGGAAUGCAUGCAGGAAUUGCUGGCCCUCAAGGGACAUCAGCUGCCGUUGCAGGAGUUGUGGGUCGUGUUCGAUGAAUCGGGGGAGUUUGACCAGACGGCCCUUGCUAUUGAGCACGUCAGAUUUUUCUACGAGCACAUUUGGCGGAGCUGGGACGAAGAGGACGAUGAUGACUUUGACUACUUCGUUAGAUGUGUUGAACCUCGUCUCCGGCUGCACUACGACAUCUUGGAAGACCGCGUCCCUUCCGCGCUGGUAGCAGACUACCAUAGCCUUCUGUCCCAGUGCGAGGAGCUUUACCGCAUGUUCCUGGACCUCCGGAACAGCCUCUCGGGCAGCGAUUCCGACUCCGAAGCAGAAAACGUCUCCGUGGUGGAAGGGGUGAAACUCUACGACAGGAUAGAACACUUGAAGCAGAAGCUGAAGCUGAUUGAAAAUCCUCUCUUGAGGUACGUGUUUGGCUAUCAAAAACACGCUCGUCUUCAAGCAAAGGGAAUCCGGCCGGCUGGCACCACGAUCACCCACGUCGUAUCUGCUACCAUGAUGUCCAACCUCUUGGCUUGUCUCCUCAGGGACAAGCUUUCUCCAGCCUCUUGUAAUGAAGAAAUAGAAAUACAGUUCCAUAGUGAUCCACUGUCUGCUGUGAAUGCUUGCUAUGAAGGGGACCGGAUCAUCGUUUGUCCUGGUCACUAUUUAGUUGAGGGAACCUUGUACAUUGCGGAUUCUGUUGAACUGGAAGGCUACGGCCUCCCAGAUGACGUCGUGAUCGAAAAACGAGGGAAAGGAGAUGCUUUUGUUGAAUGCACGGGAGCCGAUGUGAAGAUCUCCAGUCUGAAGCUAAUCCAGCACGAUGCAGUGGAAGGCAUCUUAAGCAUUCACCAAGGGAGAACCACACUUGAGAACUGCGUCUUGCAGUGCGAGACGACGGGGGUCGCUGUCCGCACGUCGGCCGAGCUGUUAAUGAAGAAUUCGGAUUUGUACGGUGCUAAGGGUGCUGGUGUAGAAAUUUAUCCAGGAAGUACAUGUACCUUGAUGGUGAACGGCAUACACCACUGCAAAGAGGGGAUUCUCAUAAAAGACUUCCUGGAAAAACAUUAUGAGAUUCCCAAGAUCACCCUGGUGAACAAUGUAAUUCAUAAUAAUGAAGGGUAUGGGGUUGUCUUGGUGAAACCUACAGUUCCCUCUGAUGCAACAGAAGGCGCUUUGGCGAACUCAGAAGGAAAGAUCAUGGAUGUCCAGUCCUCUGGUGAAGCUGUCAGCACAGUGGGUGAAGAAUUACACGAACAGGCAAGUGGUGAAUUGGACCCCUAUGGAAGAACGGAUGCCUCUGAGCACACGGAGGGUAAUUCCAAAAUCGCGAACGAACUUUCGGCCGCGUCUCUGAAGAAGAAACAGUUGUGCAAGAAGAGGUUGAGUAACCUGGGCAUCACAGAGGCAGACGACGACUUGAUGUCUCAGGAAAUGUUUGUGUCCAUCAUGGGCAACCAGUUCAGGCGAAACGGGAAAGGCAGCUUUGGAACAUUUCUGUAUUGA